Molecule: messenger RNA, 2387 nt
Organism: Hypoxylon trugodes
Lineage: Eukaryota; Fungi; Ascomycota; Sordariomycetes; Xylariales; Hypoxylaceae
Product: MFS general substrate transporter
Exons: 4
Coding region: 170-2254 (694 amino acids)
Biological process (GO): transmembrane transport
Cellular component (GO): membrane
Molecular function (GO): transmembrane transporter activity
Source: RefSeq, a predicted model, not a curated record
UUUUACUUUUAUAACGACAGGAACCUAUCACAAUAGACUUUGAUCGCGGCCUAUUAAAUAUCAGUUUGAAUUAAUCAAUCUUUCUAAUACCCGAUCAUCCUUCUCAGUCUCACCUUACCUCGCCUCCCCUCUUAUCUAUCCGUCAAUCUCUUAAUUCACAAACGUCCCAAUGGCGAAAUUUCUUCGCCGACAUCACGAACACGAUCCCCCGAUUGGGGAGAUUCCCGUUCCCCAUGGCCCCGAAACUGGCGAUGAACACCAGCACUACCCUCGAAGGCAUUCCGCUAGCUAUGCCACCGAGCACGAGAGACAGAUUUUCGCGCACUUGACACAUCCCGACGAUUCAUACACAGAAGAGGGUGUCUACUGGGCUGAUCUACCCUUCUGGAAGCGCUUCUCUUUCGUCAACAAGGUCAACAGCGAUGAAAGCAGAGCCGAAGCCCAGGGCAUCUGGGCUAUGUUCAAGAAUGAUCCUCUAAGCCCUGUCUCUUGGUAUUUCCGAAAUGCCGUCCUCCCUGGUGCUGGUUUGGGUCUCGAGGGUUACGUUCUUUUCUCAAUUGGAAACUUGGAACCCUUGUUCGAUAAAGUAUGGACGACAUGCUGGCCGAAGACCGGCACAGAGUGUAGCACCAAUUGGGUUGCUGCUGUGACUUAUCUCGAAAUCGUCGGUAUCAUGGUUGGCCAAGUCGCCGUCGGAAUUAUUGGUGAUUGGAUCGGUCGACGAUGGGGUUUAAUACAAGACGCUUUGGUCAUGUUGCUUGGUCUUCUCAUGUUGACUGGUUCUUGGGGCACAACGCUUCAGGGCUGGGUCAUCAUGUAUGCUUGGUCUUUGUUCGUUUAUGGUAUCGGUGUCGGUGGUGAAUACCCCAUCACAGCUACUUCAUCCAUGGAAAACGCCGUUUCUUCUGGCAGACUGUCGACAAGAGAUGACCGUCUCCACCGUGGCCGAAAGGUUACUAUGGCAUUUUUGAUGCAGGGUUGGGGUCAAUUCGUCAACCAAGUCGUGCUCAUCGUUCUUCUGGUCAUUUUCAACCGCGGCUCCGGCGACCCCCCUUACUCUAUGACUGCUACCCAGUACGCCUUCCGAUUGUCGUUCGCCUUCCCCGCCAUCGGCACUCUAUGGCUAGCCUACUACCGUACCUAUAAGAUGAAGUCUGCUAGCAAGCACCUCGAGGCUGCCAAGAAGAAGGCUAAGGUAACUGGAUACGAUGUUCAGUCCCUAAAGAUGACCUUCGGCAACUUCGGUGGACGUCUCUUCGCUACCGCUGGUGGAUGGUUCUGCAAUGACGUGUUCUUUUACGGCAACAAGCUCUUCCAAGGUCAAUUCAUUAAUGUCAUCUCGAAUAAUCCUAAGUCGAUUAUGACGACCUGGACGUGGAACUUGGUCAACGUUGUUGUUUCGCUCGCUGGAUACUAUGCGGCUUCCAUGAUGAUCGACAACAAAAUGUACGGAAGAAAAACCAUGCAGCAGAUCGGCUUCUUGAUGUGCUUCAUCAUGUUCGCUGUACCGGCCUUCAAGUACGACUACUACACCAGCCCUGCGGGAAUUCACGCUUUCCAGGCCAUGUACUUCCUAUCAUCUUUCUUCAACCAAUUCGGUCCCAACUCGGUCACUUUCCUCGUUGCUGGAGAGGUUUACCCGACUCAAGUCCGAGCUAGCGCCCACGGUUUCUCAGCCAUGAUUGGAAAGGCUGGUGCUCUUCUGGCUUCGGUUCUGUACAACUACAUCGGCGACCAGACCAAGUUCUACGUCGUUCCGUGGUUUGGUCUUGCUGGUAUGGUUAUCACCUCGAUCUGGCUGCCCGACACCACCGGUCUUGACCUUAAGGAGCAAGAGCGCCGAUGGCAAUACAUCCUUGACGGUCGUCCUGACGAAUACCACGGCAUUGCCAUUCACCCCCAGCAUCUUUCUCUUUGGGAGAAAUGGACUGGUGUCGGCAAGAACUACCACCCCGACCUCGACUUAAAGGCUAAGAUUCGGGAUAUGCGCGCCGACUGGGAGGAGCGUGAAGCUGCCCGAGCCGCUAGCGACGAGGAAUCCGCUACUCCCUUCGAUGACGAUGAUGACUACACCCACGAGAUCUACAACUACUUCAAGGGUAACACUAGUAACAGCGUCAACUCCUUGAAGGGUGAGAAGCCCCGAGGAAAUGGUGCUGCAUCGCCUUCUCGAUCGAAUGAUGCGCCGAGUGAUAGAACACUCGAUGACCCAUCCCACGAACCUAAACCCAAAGAGUCUGCCUCUUCAGACUAAACUGGGGGAAAGGGGAUCAUGUAUUUAGUUAGAGCGUGUGGGUUUCUCUUCUUUUCAGGCUAAUCCGGAACUGGGAUGAAUAUACCCUCAUCGACUGAGGGGUAGAACUGGGAUGAAGUAUGAGUUUUUAGAA